ACGUCACUGUCGUUCGUCCAGAUCAUCCAGAUCUUCUGUUGUGUUUCAUUUUAAUUAUACUGCAGCUAUAACUUAAAAACAACGAACAAAGACCACCAGUAAUUGUAAUCCAGGAGUUGCUCUGAAAAUUGUGUUCAUUUCGUAAUCAAGUGAUUCGUUCUCUAACAACUUGUGAUAAUUUCUGACUCAAUGAAUUUUGGAGUCAGAUAAUUGACAAACAGGUUUGAAUGAUUGAAUGAGAGAAGGGAUAAUUAGCUGAUGGACAUGCCUCAUCAACGCACACCCCAGAAACUCCCAGUAUUUGUUUUUCCACCUAACAUAACAUUUUAUUCAGACGAUCAAUCAACACAUAAACGAGUCCUGACGUUGUACAAUCCGUAUGAGUUUCCUGUAAAAUUCAAAGUACUGAGUACUGCUCCCAAUAAAUAUAAAGUGGGUGACCCAGAGGGAACGAUAAAACCAAAAAAUUGCAUAGAUAUUGUGAUAAGACACACAUCUCUGCUCCCAGUAAACUACAAUGUAGUUGAUAAAUUCAGGAUCCAGAUGCAAGAGCACCCGACCAAACAGGUGAUAGGGAAGAGAGAUAUUGAGGCGAGAUUAUUGACAGGCACUAGUGAAACAGCCGGUCGAGGAACACCUGAUCUCGAUUCGUUCCAGCAAAUCCCAGACACGGGAGACAGGCAGCAGAGGUCAUACACUCUGUCCCCGCAAUCUAGAGGAAUUGACAGAGAAACAAAUUUCGUAGCCCUUAUUGCUGGUAUAAUUUGUAUAAUUGGAUUACUCCUACCCACAGAGGGUGACAGAAGUCAGCUAUUGCCUGAGUAUCUUACCCUAUCUGUGAACUUCAAGCUCAUUUUCUCUUUCGUAUUAGGGAUGGUAACGAUUAUAGUCUUGAGGUUGUGAUGAGAGGUUGUAUUAAUUAAUAAGCUCCACGAUUGGGUCCUUACUAUCGUGAAAAACGCACAAGUAAGAGAAUCGCAAUUCAAAAGAAUAAUCAUGCCGAGAAGAGAUCCCCAAGGCUGAAGUUGAAUUUCUCUUCGUACUAUCCAAAUAACGUCUUUUUAUGUACUUCAUACUAGUCCUCUCUCGAGUCCAGACUGCUUACACGAUUCACGUCGUUAUUUCCAGGCGAUUAAUCAAUUGACAUUUAAUACAGAUAUUUUUUUAUUGAAGGGA
This is a messenger RNA of Fopius arisanus, 1176 nucleotides long. Its product is annotated as motile sperm domain-containing protein 1. Bases 259 to 903 code for a protein of 214 amino acids. The transcript is spliced from 6 exons. NCBI's taxonomy places the organism in Eukaryota, Metazoa, Arthropoda, Insecta, Hymenoptera, Braconidae. Gene Ontology annotation, cellular component: cytoplasm. The record is from RefSeq and is a predicted model, not a curated record.